Messenger RNA from Thunnus maccoyii (southern bluefin tuna), 1400 nucleotides. RefSeq lists its product as uncharacterized. The transcript is spliced from 7 exons. NCBI's taxonomy places the organism in Eukaryota, Metazoa, Chordata, Actinopteri, Scombriformes, Scombridae. Bases 101 to 1024 code for a protein of 307 amino acids. Gene Ontology annotation, molecular function: dioxygenase activity. The record is from RefSeq and is a predicted model, not a curated record.
UAACUGUUUAUUAUUUCCGCACUGUUCAGGGUCAGUGACAACCUCAUAUCCCGAAACUCUGCAUUUAGAUACUUUUAGAUUUAACGUUUUGUUUUUAUAAAUGAGCAUCCCAGUGGUGGACUUCAGCGCCUUCAGGCUGAGUGAGAAAGAAGUUUCUGAUGAGCAGCUGCACAAUUUAAGCAAAGAGAUGAAAACAGCUUUCACAGACGUUGGCUUUGUGUUUCUUGAAAAUACCGGGAUUACUCCGGAGGAGGUAGAUCGUCUAAUGGACAUAUCGAAGAGAUUCUUCCUGCAGCCAGAUGAACAAAAACAACCUUUCAGCAGGAAAAGCUUCGCCAAUAAUCCGAACCACGGCUGGGUGUCUUUGGAGACUGAGAGGUUGAAUCCACUUCAACCUGGAGAUUUAAAGGAGGCGUUCAACACCGCUUCACUGCGCCCUGACAUAAAAUGGCCGUCAGCAGAGUUCCAGGAGAUCCAGAGGUCUUUCUUCAUGCGCUGUAAAGACCUGAGUCUGCGGGUGCUGAGGGUGAUGGCCCACAGUCUGGGUCUGGACCCCGAGGUGUUUCUUGGUGCGCAUCGUCUUAUAGGAACUGAUGGGAACGCCACGACGCUGCGGUCUCUGUACUACCCUCCAGUGAACAGAGAGCAGGCGAAGGAGGGUCAGCUGCGAUGUGGAGAGCAUUCAGACUACGGCAGCAUCACCUUGUUGUUCCAGGGAUCGGAGGGUCUGCAGGUACGAAGUCGUUCAGGUGAAUACAUCGAUGCUCCCUGCAUCGCCGGAGCAGUCCUCAUCAACAUCGCGGACCUGAUGCAGCGCUGGACCAGUGAUUACUUUGUCUCUGCGCGCCACAGAGUUUUGCUGCCCCCUGCUGGUGACUCCAGCACACGUCAGUCCCUGGCUUUCUUCGUCCAGCCGGAUGACAAGGCUCUGAUCACCUGUUUUGACGGCUCCGACAAAUACCCACCUGUUACAGCUGGCGACUACAUCAUCGAGCGCUUCAACGAGUCCUAUGGACGAAGCUGAAUGUCCAUCCACGAAUUCACACACACUCACGUGUUUAUUAUAAAUGUUACUUUGUGAAAGGACUCGAGGUGCCCUGCUAAGCUUUAAAAAUGUAGGAAUUACUUUCAAAGUGCUGAAAAUGUCACUUUUCGUGUCCAAAUUUCAACAUUUUUAACGUGGUUUGAAUAUGAUUGUGUUUUAGAUAAUCAUGAGUCGAUGUGCGUGAUAAAAACAAAGAGACACAGACCUUAAACUUGCAAGCUCAUUCACUUUAUUGUCCGCAUUCGAAUCUCGUACAACAUGUGGCUGAAUUUACUACAUAGAAAGUUGGGCAGUGGACAGAUUUUGCUAUUGGAAAGGGACAAAAAAAUAAAAUAAAAUCAACUGGUCUAUUGUA